Molecule: messenger RNA, 3102 nt
Organism: Sesamum indicum (sesame)
Lineage: Eukaryota; Viridiplantae; Streptophyta; Magnoliopsida; Lamiales; Pedaliaceae
Source: RefSeq, a predicted model, not a curated record
AUGGCAGUUGAUGCAGUUGCCUCUGUGAUACUUCAGAAACUAAGGGAUUUGCUCUUAGAGGAGUCGUUUACUAACAACAGAGUGAUUGGGAGUCAGCUGAAGGAGAUGCAGGAGGCCCUGGAGAGCAUGAGGGGCUACUUCAUUGAUGCUGCUGACAAGGAGACCGACUUUGGAGACAUCAAGAAGUGGACUGAUGACUAUCUUCACCAUCUGUACGAUAAAAUCCAGAGGAGAAUUAAGAAGCUGGGCCAUCAGACCCCCGCCGGCCUUGAAGAUGCUAGCGCCAGAUCGAUGAGUUCCCAACUGAGCAACUUUAGCCUUGGUUGGUGGGUUGAUGUGAACGAUGCUGCUGAGAUGUACGAAGAAGAAAAUCACAGGGACGAAGAAGAAGAGGAGAAUGGGUUGGAUUUGAAUCCAUUUGGUGAUGUUGAUGAUCCGAGAAACAUCAGUUCUUCCAUAGUUAGUCCCACAUUGAGUCCAAGAAGAGAUGCUUCACUCAUUUGGGAGCGUUUGGAGCACUCGAGGCUUAUGUAUAACUAUUCAUAUGAUGAGGAAAAGCUAUCAAUUGUUGGAUUUGAACGCGAGGUGCCUGAACUACUGAAUAGGCUGACCAAAGAAGACGACUGUGACGAUCGAAUUAUCACAGUUGUAGGUGAAUUGGGCUCAGGCAAGACGAUGUUGGCUCGUGCUGUUUAUGGGAACAGAAUUGUGAAGAACUGGUUCAAGGGUUCUUGUGCUUGGGUAACCAUUUUUAAGGAUUCUACAACCAAAGACAUUCUGCUGAACUUGCUGAAGCAGGGGGAGAAAUCAAAAGAACAAGAUGGUAGAAACGAUGAGAAGUUUCUCAAAGAGAGGCUCCUGCUGGAGUUGACAGGUCAGAGGUACUUGAUUGUGCUGGAUGGUGUUCAGAGUUUAGAUCAAUGGAAAAGUCUUGAAGAUGUAUUUCCAGUUGAACAAAACGGAAGUAAGAUAAUCAUCACGACCUGCGACGACCAACUGGGACGCCUUGCUGAUUCAAAGAGACAGCCGCACUCUCUCAAGAAGCUGGACUAUGAAGAGAGCUGGGAUCUGUUCUUGAGAAAAGUGGGGUUAAAGGAAGGUCCUGAUAAUUCAACUCUAAAGGACAGAAUCAUUGAGGUGUGUAGGGGGCUUCCACUGAAUAUUGUUCUUCUUGGAAGUUUGUUGUCGACUAAGAAAGGCAAAGGCAUUAAGGAAUGGCCUUCAAUUCUUGACAACCAAGAGAACUGGUCUACGUCGGGCAUCUUGAUGUUCAGCUACAACGAUCUUGAUGCCCAUUUGAAACUCUGUCUGCUCUACAUGAUGCUAUUUCCCAAGGAAUUAGACAUUCCAGUCCGGAGGCUGCAACGCUUAUGGCUUGCUGAGGGGUUCGUGAAGAGACCAGAGAACAAUGACAUAUUUCAAGAAGAUGUGGUGCAAGGGUACUUUGACGACCUGGUUAAGCGCAGCUUGAUAUCCGUUUCUAAAUUGCGGUCUGAUGGAAGUCCUAGAAAGUGCCGUUUGCUAGGAGUUCUCCACGACUUGUUGUUAACCAAGGCCAGGGGUAUAAGCCUUUUCCAUAUCCAUCAAGGAUCAGUUUGCAACGAAGAUGGUCCAUUUGGCAAGCGUAGGCUCGUUGAGUAUGCAGAUGGCAACAACUGUUCGCUUACACCUUCUGAAUAUCAAUGUUUACGAUCUUACAUAUCAUUUAACUUCCAGAAAAAAGAUACUCCAGCAAAGGAUGUAGCGAAGCAGCUUAGCCACAUGAUAGGUAAGGGGUUGGGAUUGCUGAGGGUGCUUGAUCUUGAAGGAGUGUACAAGCCUAGUUUGCCUGACAAUCUGGGCAACUUGUUUCACUUGAGGUACUUGGGUCUGAGGUGGACUUUCUUGGACAAACUCCCCAAAUCUGUAGGUGAAUUGUCCUACCUUGAGACUUUAGACCUGAAGCACACAUACAUAAAUGGAAUCCCACCUUCCAUUUGGAAACUGAAGCAUCUUCGCCAUCUCAGUCUCAAUGAGAUUCAUCUUAACAAGGAUAUGCCCCUGCAUUCAGAUACUGGUUCCUUGCCUAAACUCCUGACUCUCUGGGGAUUAUCGGUUGAUCAAGAUAGCCCCAUCAAGAAUGGUCUAAGCAAGUUAACUGACCUUAGGGAGUUGGGCAUAACGUUCCGUUUAAGCGAGUGUGAUGAUAAAGAUAGCAAUGGUUUUAGCACUACACCUCAGUUUAUGCAAGAUUUGGUUGAUUGGAUUUCCAAGCUAACAAAUCUUCAAUCAUUGAGGCUGCGAUCUAAAGAUGACUCGGGCCGCCCUGCAGACCUCAGUUUGAAGCCAUUCUCAGGCUUGAACAAACUUUCUCACAUGAAUUUGCUGGGGAGGUUGGAGAAACUUCCUGAAAUAGAUCAUUUCCCUCCUAACAUCAAGGUUCUCACAUUAUCAGUCUCACAACUAGACGAGGAUCCCAUGCCGGUCCUAGGCCAGCUCCAGAGCUUAACCGUUCUAAGGCUUUUUGCUAACUCAUACCUUGGAGAGAAAAUCGUCUGCCCACGUGGGACUUUCGAAGGACUUGAGGUUCUGAAACUCUGGAUGCUCAAGGAUUUGAAGAAAUGGGAGUUGGAAGAAGGUGCAAUGAAGAAACUCAAAGAGCUCAACAUCAGAUGUUGUUCCAAGCUGGAAAACAUUCCCAGCAGGCUAUUGCAGCAGGGAACCUUCAAGGAUUUGAUCUUAACCAACAUGCCUGAAAAAUUCAAACAAACUUUCGAAAUGAAUAAUCCCCGUAAGGUGUCUAUUACUGUCAAGGAUUACAAAUUCACUCCACUUCCUUGGGAACAAGCUGAUGGAACUCGUACCGACUAAGCAAAUCGAGAAGCAUAAUAAGUCUACCAGAGCCCGAUAGUAACAGCUAUAGCAUCUUUCCGUUUUUAUAUAAUGUCUUCCUUGAUCAGUGUUUCCUGUAAUUGUAGCCUCCAGAGAAUAGAUUGUUGGAAUUUUUCAAUCUGUUUUUCAUAUUAGGCGCACUUUUUACCUCCAUUGGUUUACAUAAAGGCUACUUUGAGUACUGCAUCAAUCAUUUGUGUGUGAAUAAAGCUGCAGCAUCCUUUUGUGUAA